CAUUUCCAUCCGCAAUCUCUUCUUGGACUUGCUCUUCGCUUGGUCUAUAUUUUCCUUUAUUCUUUACAAGAGUGGGACGGUGUAGGGAAGCUGUUUACCACUGGGCAUUCAGUGCUUAAAGGCUAGAGGCGAAGGUGAGUUUGGCGGCGCUCUUUUUGUGUUGGAAUUACUAGCAGCAUGCAAUCAAGGUUGGCAAGUUGCAACUCGAUAAACACUGACAGACUUGUAUCGCAGAAAGUUCUUUCGCCUCCCGUUCACAUAGAAAGCGCCCAACCUUUUUUUUUCAUUUCUUUUUUGACGUCUCAUGACAAACGGCGCCGUUCUCCCAUCUGCACCCUCUCGAACGGCGUCCCUCCCCGAACAACGUCUUCAAGAACAUACCAGAGCCAGCCAAUACCAACGCAGUCCCCGUAUCCCCAUUCACAUUCAAGACACUGACACCAUGGGUCGUAUACCACUCCCGUCGCCUGCCCUGGUGGACAAGAUUGAGGAAUGGAAAUCAACGGUUCCGUCUUUACGGUCGGUGGAGGUGGACCACAAGGACGAUGAUGCGUCACGCAAACGGACGGAUUCGGGUGUAAGGGGCAUAGCGUCUACCGAGUUCAAACCUUUUGAGAGGGGUGAGACGGUUGGGUUUGGGCGACGGCCUCCGACGAAGGCUACUGGCCCAAGACAAUGGCGGUCGUAUGAAGGUAGCUCAUCCCUUCCACAGGUUAAAGCGACACGAAAACAAGAGUUGGAGGACCAUCGGUUGACGUUGGGGUCCUUGACGGCUGGAUUGGGAUUUGAUGAUAUAAUAUCGCGUAUAGAUAAAGUUCAGUUUUCAGAUUUUUCGGAUGAUCCGGAUACUGCUGGGCGCAAGUUUGCUGAAAAGGUGUUUGGAAGUGUGGAAUGGGAUCGAGGGGGGUCUCCAUCGAGUGGUGGGCGGGUCAUGGGAGGUGGGUUGGACAGAACGGGGCCGUCAACGAGACAAGGGCGCCCAUUACCGCGAUUUGAUGAGACAGGACCGUCCUUUGAUGGAAAUCAAGACAAAAAGACUCUGCCACCCCGGAAAACCUUGGAAGGAGGAGGGAAGCCAGGGUUCUUUGGACGUGUCAUGCCGGGUCUUUGGAAAUCUCCAACGCAACCUACCCGACCCGUUGAAUCCACCGGGAUACUCCAAACUUCUCCCAGUCGAUCUCCUAAACCUCUAUCUUUUUCAAUACCCGAGUCAUCGUCAUCAAAUGAAAAGCCUGUACAAUCACGAGGGAAUACCCGGAGUCUGCAUGUGCCGACCUCACCCACCACUACUACCGUACCGACUCCGCUACAUACCUUUCCGCGUACACCAGUGCGCACCGAAGCGGCCGCACCCGCCGCUGAAGGGCAGCCACCGAUCUUUUCCCAAUUUGCUCGUCAGACGAGUACUGGAUCCUUGUCAACUGGCUCGACGCGGUCAUCCCUGACCCCGUCUGUCAAAUACCGAUUCCGCGAUCAUCUCACACCGCCUUCUUCACCCUCCCCCCCACGUAAAUCCAUUGACGUCUUAGACCGCCCACCCACCCGAAGCAAGAGCCAACGCUCCGGUCGCUCCAGUUCACACUUUUCAAGCCGAUUCCGAUCUCCGAGCCGCGACCGUCCUCGUAAAUCCCUCGAGGCCUCCUCUCGUAAAUCCAGCGACAUGUUUUUCGAAUUUGUUGAUGAGUUGUACUCUAGAGCGGAUAUGUACGGAUUCGUCGUGUUCAAUGAUGAUAAGACACGAGGUGAUAAACUCUCCGAAGCGGCUUUUUUGAAAACGGAAAAGCAGCGGUGUCGCAAGUGGCGGGGAAUGGCUAUUGAGGUUUCUGUUCAUCCUGCUGUUAUGGAGGCGGAUAAAAGGGCCAGGGAGGCGAGUGGAACGCCGAGGAUGUUGUCUGCUGAAGGAGCGAGUGUACCAAACAAGGUGGCCAUUUCCCCAUUGUUUUCGUUCAACAAGAAUGGAAAGUUUUUUUCUCGACUUUUCAAGGGCGUGCCCCAACUCUGGCGUGGUCAUGUCUGGUACCAUCUUAUUACGGGGACGAGUGGACUUUACGAUCGCAUGACGCCCGACCAGAUUGGCAUGGCUGAAGCGGAUUUCAUUGAAAAGUACCAUGAAUUCCAAACCCAACCCUCAGCCCACGACACAGAUAUUCUUUUAUCUGUUUCCAAAACCUUUGGGAACCAUAUAUGGUUUAUGCAGCGACAAGGACCUGGACAAACGGCUUUAACUAGAUUAUUGAAAGCUUAUUCACUCUAUGAUCCCGAACUUGGGUUUGUGGAAGGUAUCAACUGCGUGUGUGCCAUGUUGUUGACAGUCAUGGAAGAAGAGCGGGCGUUUAUUACCCUCAUUCACCUCUUCCACACCGCCCCCACCGCACACUACAACCUCCGUCUAAACUACACAACAACCCCACUGACAACCGCCCACGAUCACCUCUUUCGAACACACCUCCCGAAACUCUGGACUCAUUUCCGUCAAUUAGGCAUCGAGACGAGCGAUUAUCUCCCACAAUGGUACCGUACCCUCUUUCUCAGUCAAUGUUCCAUGGACCCUCCUAUCCGCCGGCACCGAUCCGACUCAAUAGGCCCGCAUAAACGCUGGGAAGGCGUCCUUGAUUUCGGUACCGUGUGCAGGAUUUGGGAUUUUGUUGCGUUGGGAGGCUCUGAGGGGCUCUCUAAAAUCUCUGUGGGUGUGCUCAUGGGGCUUGAGAGUUUGUUAAUGUCUUAUGGGCGGGAGGCUAUCUUGCAUAUUUUGAGGUGUGAGCAAGUUGUUACUGUUGAUGGUGAGAGGAUUUUGAAAGGGGUCAAGAGGGUUUGGGGAUGAAAGCGUAGAGUAUGAUAGAAGGGUUUAGUUUUUUGCAAAAGUGGGUCGGUUUUUUGCAUUUUAGUAUUUUUUAGUUGUUUUUUUUGGUGUCGCAUUUUUUUUGAUUGUUUGUGUAUGUGCAUGUUUUUUUCUUCUUUUAGAUGAGGAUAUCGGUGGUAUAUUUUUUUCUUGUAUGUACGUAUGUAUGGUGGUUGUAUGUAGUCGUAUGUGUCUGUAUCUUGGCUUUUUCAAUGAUGGUAUAUUCCCGCAUGCAUA
This is a messenger RNA of Spizellomyces punctatus DAOM BR117, 3076 nucleotides long. RefSeq lists its product as uncharacterized. Bases 305 to 2821 code for a protein of 838 amino acids. NCBI's taxonomy places the organism in Eukaryota, Fungi, Chytridiomycota, Chytridiomycetes, Spizellomycetales, Spizellomycetaceae. The transcript has 5 exons. The record is from RefSeq and is a predicted model, not a curated record.